CGUGGCCUCCUCGCUCACGCGCGACUCCGCACGUCCGAGCCUGCGUGACCCGCGCUUGCGCUUCAGAGGUUUACCGGUCGCCGAGGGAGGCUUGACCAGAUUGUCGUCCACGAGCAUGUCGUCCCCCUCCGCUCUAACAUUGGGCGACGGAGGUAUGCGAGUGCCUGACUUGUUGGCGGCCGGCGCGUUUUCGUCUGCUGGAGGCUCGGUCUUGCGCGUGCGACGAGUGCGUGGUGCGGGCUGCGCGUCGGUGAUGCUACGCAGAGCGUUGACUGCAGCUUGCCUCAUUGGGCGUCCGCGAAGGGAGUAGACAUCCUUGACGGGUUCCAGAAUGCGGCUUGUUGUCCUCCCAGCGGUCGUCGCGGUGGCAGGGACGUCACGAGUUUCGUGGGAUUGGGCAGUAUCGGCAGUAGGUGGCGGCCCCUCACGCUGUUCUACGCAAGUGGUGAACUUGACGGUAUCUCGUGGCUCUUCCGACUUCACGGCUCUGCUAACCUUCAACCUCUCAUACCCCAGCGCGACCUCCGCCUCGUCUUCGAUGUGCCAGCAUAGCUCCAUCGGCUCGGAAUUUGCGGGGGACGUCUCGGCACCUGACUGUAUGCGCCCCUCGGGAGUCUCGGCUCGCGACGGCGUCGAGGAGGGUAGAGGCGAGCUCUGAACGAAGGGCGAAGCCAUAGCGA
Molecule: messenger RNA, 680 nt
Organism: Fomitopsis serialis
Lineage: Eukaryota; Fungi; Basidiomycota; Agaricomycetes; Polyporales; Fomitopsidaceae
Exons: 2
Coding region: 332-658 (108 amino acids)
Source: RefSeq, a predicted model, not a curated record